CAGGAAGUGCAGCACUGAAGGUCAACUCCUCGUUGACUAGGCCAGUAAGUUCUGUGUUUGUCAUCUUUUUUUGCAAAAUAAGCUUCGUCACUGAAUUCUUUUAUUUGGAAGGCUGUUUGUACAGAGUACAGUUAUGGCUUCGAUUGGAUGGAUGGAAGCAAAGUUGUUGUGAACUAGCUAGUAUAGGCUGGAUCUGAUCUUGUUACUUACCUUACAAUCUACUUGUAGAUUAUUUCUAGUGUUUACUGCUCUUUAGAAUGCGAAGUGGACCUAAGCGUAUCUCACUUAACAUGCAUAAAAUCUUCUCAUUUUAAGUUAGAUUUUGGAGAUUAAGUUAAGCAUAUAUUAAUUUCAAAGCGUGGUAUCUGUCUGAUGGAUAUUAGACCUAGCUAAAACACUGCCAGUUCGCCUACUGCCAAUUCAAGCUGGUAAAGAUGUCAGGCAAUUCAACUUAAGCCAGAAAAAUCAACAUUAUUAGGGAAGAGAACCAGUGGAAGAACAAAAAGCUCAAGUUUUGUCUUAUCAGAAACUCAUAAGGGGUUGAAAAGUGUAACUGUCAUUGCCUACUCCCUGUAUGUACAGUGUUUUUCAGUCUGUCUCGGUCAAUUCACUUUGGUGACCUAUCUGAGGGGAAGGUGCAGGAAAUGCCUAUGGACAAAAACAGAAUGCGCAUGCAUGCGUGCCUUGCUUUUUGAAAUUUAAGAUGUUGUAAAUAGCAGGAAAUUAUGGUUUUUAGAAAAUACCCCUGUGGAUAUUUUCGAGAUCAACUUCUGAUGACCAGCUUUGAAAAGUCAUCAGAAUGUUGUUCAAAGUCCUGUGAAGAUUGAUUUCUGCUCCUUCAAUAUCUCAUCAUUCCAACUGAACUAUCGGGGUUUGUAGCUCUUAACCCAUUUGAAUGACCACGUGAAUUUUCAAAGUAAAACAGAAGCUUCUAAGUAAAAACAAUACUUUAGUGACCCUCUGUGUAGUAAACGUAGAGUGCAAAUCUUGAAUACCGUAUUUAUUGGACUAUAAGCCGAGCGAUUUUUUCAGAAAUUUGGACUUGUAUCAACCAAAAACAUUCCCAACAAAGGGGUUCGGCUCAUAGCCGAGAGUUUGAUCAAUUUUUUUCCUCUCUCAGGAGUUGAGAACUUAUGGAAAUGUCAUGCAAAUUCUGUGAUCGGCUUGUAGCCAAGUCAAAAUCCGUGAAACACAAUAAAUUAUAAUAUUAUUAAAGACAAGAUGAAAUUGUUGGUCAAUGCACUUUUAUAGAUGUGGUGGCUCCGGUUUUCCAACCUCACCUGGAGAAUUUUUAUGAAGGUAUUGGAGGGGUUACAAACAUGACAUGCAUGUUUUUAUUAAAUCAUGCUAUCAUCACUUAGAUAAGACUGCCAACAAACAAAAAAAUUGUUAAAAUUCAGUUUGAAUGAUUAUUUUGGUUUUUACCUUACAGUCAAACUGGCAAAACCAUGAGCACUUGAAAUAAUUAUUUCAAUAAAGUUUAUCGUAUUACGUCCAAUCACAGCAAAGAUCGGGACACGCAAACUACCGGUAGCUACAAAACCACAAACUUAUCAACGUUCUUGCUUGUGGUUUACUUUCUCAUGCCUGAUUGGCUUUUUUUUGGCAUCAUAUUAACAUUCCAUAAAUAUUUCUGGUGUUAAUGGUUUUCCAAGUUUGACUGUAAAAUGACAAAAUAAUACAAUACUUUAUUAAACAUUCUUGUGGCUCCCUUGAUUUCAAACCAAAAUGGGCAAAAUCUAUACCCUUUGGGACUUAUAUGGCUCAUAUAUGGGAGUACCUUCCCCCCCCAUCCCCCAGAGAAUGGUUUACAUUACAACUAUUUAAUAAGUUAUUCCAUAAAAAAGAGGGUCUUCAGAGUCUUUCGAUUACCAGUACAGUUGCAUCUACCUUACCUUUAAAAUAAACGUAGGUAGAGAUUAGUAGUUUUAUUGCUAUCCUAACCCUUGCACAUCUCACCUCUAUGAAAUUUUCUUGUUUUUAGGUAUUUGAAUUUCAUGGCAUGGUACAUGUAAUUUUGUGAUUGAUAUUAGACCAUGCUGAAGUUGACUGGCAAGUCACUAUCAGUUUGCCUGGUGCCAAUUUGAUCAGCUUAAGUUGUUUUGCCUGCAGAUACGACCUAAGAAACGGGGCAGAAAACCAGCAAAAAGAACUAAAUCUAAAUAAAUCAUCUAUAUUAAGUACUUACAAAAUACCUGAAAUGUUUUCAAACCCCCAGAUGCUGUCAGUUGUUCCAAGAGGGUGUCAUUUUGUUGCAUGAUAUUACAUUUGGCAGCCAGCAAACCAACAGUGAACAGGCCAUUUCUGAGUUGCCUCGAGGCUCUGUUUCAAAGUGAGGCUAAGUGCGAGGCCAUUGAUAUGAAAAUGAUUUUUCAUUCUCAUGCAAAUAAAACUUAUUUUCAUCACAAGGGUUUUGCAGUUAGCCUGGUUUUGAAAGUAAGAGUUUUUAGAGCUUGCAAAUGACCUAAUAACGAGCAAAUUCAGCUUGUUUAUUAUGCUACAUUAUUUUCAUUGUGAGCAGAAAUCACAGUAUUACAUGUAUAAACUAUUUUCUCGGGCUCCCAUGAGAAGAAGUCUUUGGUGUUAAAAAUAUUACAGAUAACUUAAUUAUGUCUAUAGCCCUUGAAAAACAAAUGUCAAAGAGGCUGCGAUAUUGGUUAAAUUAUUCUGGUACAAGAUUUUUGUCCACUGAAAAUUGAAAUUACUCAAUUUCCUGAUGGAUUUUGUCUUGAAUCUUCUUCAGUUUCUAGGAUUACUGGUCACAGCAACUAGAGGGCUUGCAAGUCAAGUGAAGGAAGCAGAAUUUGAGUUAUCAGUAAGUCAUGAAACAACUGAUAAUGAACCUCUACACGAUAAAACCCCCGCAUAUUGAACAAAAUUCUUUGCCAAGUUGCGAUAUAUUGGCUUUCAUACAUGGAGCAAGAUGCUGAGAUAAUGUUAUUUUUUGUUCUUGUAUGAGCACGUCGUUAUAUAUAGUAGAGUUCCACCACAUUUGACAUGGUGCUCAUGUGUAUUGUUUAACCUUCCACCCAUCCUGAAUGGAUGAGUGACAAGGGAUUUCAUCUUGGAGUUUGCAUAUCAUAUUCCAGCUUACAUCAUGAUCAGUGGCUUCUACUGUAACCAAAUGCUUCGACUGUAUCUGCAUAGUCUCUUAGUACGAGACUAAUGUCCAUAGUUAAACAUUCAUGAGAGUCUCCUGUACUGGUAAUGAAGUCAGUCUUACAAAGCCAAAUGGUUUCCCCAUUUUUCUAGGUAAUGUUUUUCAAUGGUUUCUGAAUGUGAGAAUUUUAUUUGUACCAACUCUUUUCACAAAGCUUGUGGGUGUCAUCUUUUUUUGGUUUAUGCUUUUUUUCUAGAUGUGCGUGAAUAACAAAUAAUAUUGUUAUUAUUGCAUAUAAUAGUAAUAAUAAUAUUAUUACUAUUAUUAUAAUAGUAUAAUAGUGUGUAUAAUGAUAAUGUAAUAUUACUGUCUUUCAAGGAUUGCCCAAUACAUAGAUUGGACAGUGGUCCACCUAAGAAGGCUGUAUUGACUAGAGAAGAUGGCCUUACAUACUACAGACAAAUGCAGAUCAUUCGGAGAAUGGAAACGGCUGCAAGCAACCUGUACAAAUCCAAGGUUAUCAGAGGCUUCUGUCAUCUUUACUCAGGACAGGUAAGAUAUUCAUUCAAAAUAUUUGCCCUUUUCUAUUGGCUUCAAUCCGCUGGCUAAUUCUUCAUAACCAACUGGUGCUUACCUUAUUUGGAAGAUGCGAGCAAUAUACCAUCGAUUCAAUGGUCUAAAUUAGCCGAGUUGGCUAUAAUCAUGUCAUAUCCAACAAGCGCGAGUGGAAUAAUAUUGAAAACGCCCACAAUAUUGAGAAUUCUUCCCGACUUUAUUUGUAAAAGAACAGAUUUUCAGCUUGUUUUAAAUUUUGAGCAGACACGUACAGUUACCUUAUUUGGAGAGCAUGGUAUAAUGGCUUAUAUACCAUGAUGGCUAAGCCAAUCAGAGCUCUAGAAUUGCAUUAUCCAAUGAUUCAGUUUUUAAUAGAAUAUAAUACAUUAUAAUGCCUUCACUUUUGCAGAUCACAAGGUGACGAAAGCCCAUUCACCAUUUUCACUUAGACCAUAAUGCAACUUCAUGUUUACCUCCCAAUAUUAUUGCAUAACCAUUGUCUUUGAUUUCCCUUGGUACAACUCUAACACCCAAUAGAAAUUGGAAACAAUGGUGACUUGUAGGCUAGAUAUAGUUAAAAACUCUCCUUGCUGCCACUUUCGUAAGCAAUCAUGACCACUUUGGUACAUUUCCAUCUGCAGGGUAAAAUACGUUUACAAGUACAUUUACAACAAUUUCAGUUGAAUGUCAGAGAAGCUUGUACUUAGGAAAUGUGGUGAUGAAAAAUGUUCCUUACAGACUGUAUUAAUUUUGUGUCUAAAUGUCGGAAGAUGCCACUCAGUGUCCACUAUAACGAGACUGAGAAUCUCUUCAGUAAUAUCAAGAGUCCUUAAUAACAGGAGUUUGUUUCUGUUCAAAAUUUGGAAGUUUUGGGGAUUUAGCUCCUGUACAUGUAUUAUUGGUGUCCAUAAUAGUGAGGUGUCCACAAGGCAAGUGUUAUGUUGACAAAAGUGUUGCUACAAUUUUCUUUCAGGAAGCAUGUUGUAUUGGAAUGGAAGCUGCCAUUGACAAGGAUGAUAGUAUUAUUACCGCAUAUCGCUGUCAUGGCUGGACGUAUAUGAGAGGCGUGUCAGUUGCUGAGAUACUGUGUGAACUUGCCGGUAAGCACAACUUUUUAUUCCUUCCUUUUUUGCAUAGCUGCACUUGAACAGACUUUUUAAGCCAAUUUGGAUUGUGCCAGGUAUUGUAUAUGAGGCAUUUGGUUGGAGCAUUACCUGUGCAGUAGCUGUUUGUGGGUCAAAUUUAUAAGAUUUGAGGUGGUGGGAUAACAACCGGCUACAUAUUAUACCCAAAUCUUCUGAACAGACUGAAAAGAAUUAAAAAAUUGCAUUCCCUCAAAUCUGAACCUUCCCAAACGAAAUGGUGCAAACCAUUUGAUUUUCCAAUUUGUGGAAUUUCCGGUUUUCCCAUAUAAACAUGGUAAAUACCCAAAAUAUUAAAUUUGGGGGAGGGGGGGUGGGUGGUUAACAAGUGCCUGGUAAGCCAUGUUUGGGAGCAUGACAAAAAGCUUGCAUAUGGUUUGCCUUUUUAGGAAACUCUCAAAGGGCAGUAGAAACAAGGCAACAUUUUGACUAGGCGAUGUAAACUAUAGGCAAAAGCUCUACAAACUCCUUAGCUCCUCAGCCAAAACAGCAAAUGAAUUAUGACCUGUUAAAAGGUUGAAGGUUUAAGUUUUAUAGUGGAAAGAGCACUGUCUCACUUUUAGUAGCUUUAUACAAUGUACUUGAAUUCACCUAGUUUACAGGCACUCCACUCAAGUAGUUAGAAACAAGUAUUUCAAAUGUAACAUAACAGGAUCAAAACCCGCAACUGGCGGGAGGCAACCAGUUGGCUAUUUACAAGCAAGGCUAAGGAUUUGCCACGCUGCCUCCAUGAUAUACAGUGUAAGCCCAUUUGACAAAAAGACCACUAGACAUUUUGACAGGAAGGGUUAUUAAGGCUGUAUUUAAAACUGCAAUGGCACCUUUCUGCUAUGAUUUAACCCUUUAAGCCCCAAUAUCCACAAACAAAUUCUUCAAACUCAUCUCUAUACAUUUCCAUACAGAAUUAGUUGGGAGAAAUUGAUAAAAGAUCAGAGCUUUCUCUCUUUGUGAUCAUUUGAUUAACUCUCAUAGAUGUUGCACUUGACAAUCUAUGGAUAUUGUUAGGAGAAAAUUGAUGUUGGUCACUUUUAGGACUUAAAGGGUUAACCCAAAUUGAAAUGCAGUAGCAAAGAAUCAUGAAUUGAACUAAAUACAUGGCUUUAUUGCAAAUAUGCCACUAGACAACUAAACCACCUUGCCAACAGCUAAAAAAGGUAAUGAAAUGAACUUAAAAUCUGUGUUUAAAGAUUCUAGGGUAAGCAUUUACUUUUCAGAGAAGAGGUUAUGUUCUUAGCCACACCUUCUUAUUACUCAGUACCAUCUGUGCUAAAGGUACAUCAUAUGGAUUAAGACCACAGCUAUAAUAAUUAUUGUUGGUUGUAAUAAAAUGGCAUGUGUCUUUCACCUUCAGUUGAUUUUACUUGGAAUUCAGUAAUAAUUAUUAUUGUUUGCUUUAAGGUCGCAAAACUGGCUGUUCCAAGGGCAAGGGUGGCUCUAUGCAUAUGUAUGGUCAUGAAUAUUAUGGUGGAAAUGGCAUAGUUGGAGCUCAGGUGAGUAUAAAUACAUGUAUAUAAUUAACUGUUCAUUGGGGAGCAUCCCACGCAUGGAGCCUAGUGCGCUUUUAGAUGCUUCCCUCUCCUCCUACACUAAUUUUUUCAGUGUAUAUGUUUAUACUUUUACUUACUGUAUUGGAGAAAACUGUAAUAAAUUUCUGUUUUUUAAUGGUAUUUUCUUUUAGAGGAGCUACUCCUUGUUGUUCACUUACAGUAGCUAUCCUAUUGACUUGUUCAUGAAUGUAGUUCCAACAACAUUGAGUUGCCAUUUUUACAGUCUUAGGUUUCUGUUUCAUCCAGACAAAAUAAUUACAAGAGAAACCUUAAAGCAAGUGACACAACCCAUGACACGGCCAGUACAUGUACCUUAUGCAAGCGCACAGCAAAGCAUAAAGUACAGGACGUAGGCUAUGCUAUCACUUGGUGUGAGUGUGUGACUUGCUUUAAGGUUUCUCAUUUCAAAUUGUAUUUCGAAAUAUGGUUUAAAGUUCCCAUGAUAAUGGUUAUUUUUGAAACACUUUAAAGGUUCCUCUGGGAGCUGGAAUUGCCCUUGCUCACAAAUACAGAGGGAAUGGUAAAAUUUGCAUUGCUCUUUAUGGAGAUGGUGCUGCAAAUCAAGGCCAGGUAAAGAUACUUUAUAGACAAUUUGAAUUUAUUCAUUUUAGUUUUUAAAAAUUGUAACCUCUUGGAAGCAAACAGGGUUUUAAUAGAAGGAGUCUACUACUGUCUUAUAAACUCUACUUCUGGAUGAUAUUGGGGACUUGAAUUUGGGACUUUUGGAUUGCAAGUCAGAUGUGCCAACAAGCUUCACAGCCUCCCACUUGCCUGGCCAGCAUUCAAAUAAUCACAUCUUAAAUAUGGGGCUGUACUUGUGGUGUCCCUCAUCAAUAACUAAGUCAUGUAAAUGAUGUGCAGCAAAAUCCCUUCUUCACUCGCCUUCCUUAGUAGACACUCUUAAAAAUUUUAAGCAAAAAAUGAAUAGUGAAAAUGUGGCUGCCACAGUUACUGAAUGUAAUGAGUAUUUUUAUGUUCUUAAAUUACACCAGCCCAUAACAAAAGUGCAUGUAUUUUCUAGUUUCAUUUAUAAGGUAUACAGAGUUUUGUAGCUUGUAUAAGAUAAUUAUGUUGCUGUGUCAGUAGGGGCUUUACUCUGAUUAAGGACGUCUGGAAAAAAACUAAGGUUGAUUUUAUUGACUGACAUGACAUUGUCAAUAUUGAUUUAAAUUAUUAAUAUGGUAGACCAUUGUAUGGCUGUUUUUCCUGUGAUUGAUAACAUAAGGGGUACAGGAAUUUUCAAAAUUGCAAUGGUUAGUCUUGGUCUUGACAGACCCAUUAAAGAUGACCAAUCCUACAAGUGGACAUUUUUCAUAAAUUUUCUGCCUCUGGACCGAAGCAUUUCAUUUUUGCUUCGAUCAAUUUUUCGCAAAUUUUUAGUGUAAUGGAAAGCACCUUAAAACUGCUAAAAAAUACCUUAUGUGUGGCCAUAGGUGUUUGAAACUUACAAUAUGGCCAAACUGUGGGAUCUGCCCUGCAUCUUUGUCUGUGAAAACAAUGGAUAUGGAAUGGGUACAUCUGUUGAGCGAGCUGCUGCCACCACUGAAUAUCAUACAAGAGGAGAUUACAUCCCUGGAAUUAAAGUUAGUAAACAAAUUUGACCACUUCUUUCCUUUUCGUCCUUACCUUUAAACAAGCUUCAUACAGAGUGUUGCAGAAUUCUUGAAAAGGUCAUAAAAUUUGCAAAGCACCUUUUCCAGUCUGGAAAAUGCUAAAAAGCCAAAUAAAAGGUACAACAAGUGUUCAGUGUUAGAGUAAAAAAUUUCUCCCGUGGUCAAAUCGUAUACAAUCACUGAAUGAGACAUUUCUCAAGUCUCUUAUUUCCGCAUUUGACAGUGCAUCACAAGAAAAUCCUGGGGUCAAUUUAAUAAAACUUAUACACGUGUAAUUCACAAGAGUGGCUAUUGUUCUCAGACUCUAAAACAAUGGCUGCACUUGUAAAUUACACGUGUAAAAGGUUUAUUUAAUUGACCCCUGGUUUCAGCGUUUCAAGGCCCGUUUUGAUCACCUAUUUGAUAGCCUUGAGUCUGGAAAAAGAAAUUGUCGUUUUCUUUUGGAAGAAAGGUGUGGAAAAAGUCUUAAUAUGUUGGUUCCAAACAUUUGUACGAACCCUGUUUAAGGUGACUCGACCCAGUUUUUUUGGGGGGGUACCAUCCUACUUUGAAGCUCUCUGGUAUCCCCACCUUUACUUUUAUCGUAAGUCUAACACAUAGAAUGGAUAACAUAUAGAUUAAUCUACAAUAUAACUUAAAAUUUUUGGCGAUCGGAGUAAAUGUCACGUGGUUAUAAUGCCACGCCCCUUUGAGGUCUGAGUCGAAAAUCUGCUGUUGCCGGCAUUUUUUUGUGAAAAUCUCUCGGCUACACAUAGUACGCAUUAGUGCCUUGCGCUGAACAGAGUUUCACCAAAAUCGCAAAGACCCAAUUCGAGAAAUUCAGCGGUUUCCAAAUUUAGGUCAUAAUUUAUGCGAAAAUGAUAAGCAAACUUUACACAAUUAUAUCUAAUAGUCUAUGAGACCGAUCACUUUAUUUUGGGGAUCGUUAUAACAGAUGGGUCCUUGCAAGUCAGCAAAAAGCUUUAGGUCCUUCUAAAUGCGCGCGAUUUCGAGCAAAGCAAACAUAUAGAAAUUAUAGUUUUUGCUAUUUAUUGACGUUUGUCAGCGUUGAAGAGUCCUUCUCACGAAAAAAGCAUUUUCUUAAAAAAUCGUAGUUUUUUUUCCUUCAAAUUUUUUCAGGGCCACAAUUGAUUAACUAACUACCCGGACUGUGAAUUUCAUGGUCAUUGAAAAACUGUGACAUUAUCUUCUAUAAGCCCAAACUUGAGUAAACAUUGAAGAUUUUUAGCGUUUUGGCUGAGUUUGUGCUUUGGGAGUUGUCUAUUGUUUCUAGUCUGUCAUUAUACAGCAUUCUUGUUCAGCACGCGUGCAAUGACCACGCUUGGCUGACUUGCGAAUGCUCACCGAGAUAUGAUAAUUUAGUAUGAGAAAAUAGAAGGGAUUCCCGUCACGAGUUAUUUUAAUUAUUGGCUUGCAUUAAACCUAUGAAAAAAUGAUAUUUUUUUAAUAGUAAGUAGAUUUAGUGUGUAGCACUUCUUGAUUUUUUUUGCAAAGGCACAAGAAGCACGAGAAUUGAUUGAGAAUUGUGAGUUAAACCUCUAUGUAUCACACGAUGGCCUGUCUCACUGUACCAAAAUUAUCAUAUCUCGGUGAGCAUUUGCAAGUCAGCCAAGCGUGGUCAUUGCACGCGUGCUGAACAAGAAUGCUGUAUAAUGACAGACUAGAAACAAUAGACAAUUCCCAAAGCACAAACUCAGCCAAAACGCUAAAAAAAAGUUUGCUUAUCAUUUUCGCAUAAAUUAUGACCUAAAUUUGGAAACCGCUGAAUUUCUCGAAUUGGGUCUUUGCGAUUCUGGUGAAACUCUGUUCAGCGCAAGGCACUAAUGCGCACUAUGUGUAGCCGAGAGAUUUUCACAAAAAAAUGUCGGCAACAGCAGAUUUUCGACUCAGACCUCAAAGGUGCGUGGCAUUAUAACCACGUGACAUUUACUCCGAUCGCCAAAAAUUUUAUGUUAUAUUGUAGAUUGAUCUAUAUGUUAUCCAUUCUAUGUGUUAGACUUACGAUAAAAGUAAAGGUGGGAAUACCAGAGAGCUUCAAAGUAGGAUGGUACCCCCCCAAAAAAAACUGGGUCGAGUCACCUUAAAGAUCAGAGAAAACUACUCGCCCGCGACUUGUAUUUAAAGAGUUUUGAACAUUUUGACGUUAUUUCUUUGAUUUAUAAGAGGACGGUCAAUUGAAAGUUGUUGUCGGCUUGUUUGACAUUAUUUUUCUCACUGAUCUGAUUCUGGUCUACUCACCGAACAGGUCGAUGGUAUGGAUAUUUUAACAGUGAGGGAGGCAACUAAGUUUGCAGCAGAUUAUACAAGAUCAGGAAAGGUACAAAGACUGCUUCAAUCAUGUUCAAACUUUGUCAAAAAGAUAAAGACGAUAUAAUAAUAGGCCGGAAGAGGUAUAGAAAAUGGAUAUAAAAGGGUAAGGGUUUGGGCCUCGGUCCGGAGUUUCCUCGUAUAAAUCUUUGCUGACUAACCUUCCCCCCCCCCCCCCCCCCCCCUCGGAUUGCAAAGUUAGCAAGUGUGUCUUCACCAUCUAAUUUCACGUUUUAUAGAGAACGCAAGCAAAUUUUCUUUCUGAACUUGGAAAUGGUCCCUCGGAAUUCAACUUUAGGAGGUUCGCCUACAUUUGACAUAGUAAGUGGGUAGGAAUAAUUGAGAUCAAGACUGACAGAACGAAAAUUCACUUUUUAAGCGACUUUCUCGAUGUCAUCGCGUCAUUGGAUCUUAAAGUCCCUACUAUGUUGCCCAGUGCGUAUCGACAAGGAGUGAAAGAUUAAUUUUAUUAAUGUAAUUCUGUUUUUACAUGUAUUUAUUUAUUUAUUUAUUUACAUACCUUUUGGCAGGGCCCAAUCCUGAUGGAACUAGCGACUUACCGUUAUUACGGGCAUAGCAUGAGCGACCCCGGCACAAGGUAUUUUUAAGAGGCUAUUUCCACAAAAUUGUAUUGUGUUUACACAUACAGUACUCGAUAUGUAACCGUGUACAUUUUUGUUCGAUAUUUCACGCUGUCGAUUUUCACUUUGAAACAUGAGCGUAGCAGGGAGUUUUAGGUUUGCAGUGAAGUGGAUUGCCUGAAAACUUAACAGAAAACAUGCGCACACAGGGUGUCCAAUUUCGUGUCCGAGCGCCAGGUCUCGAACUUGUACUCGGACUCCGCACCGUACUCCAAUUGUGGCCAAAGUGUGAACAAACCCUCAGAGUUUCACGGUCCCUUGUCAAGGAAAAAAUUGUCAAGUUUUUGAAGUUGCUUGUGUAAUCGGCUAAACUUGAACACUUAGGUUUAGUUACUCAAUUUGAGUAACCACAAAUUAGCAUAACUGUCAUCCAUGGACAUGACCAUUAGAAUGAAGUCUUGUUGCAUCAUAAACAGAGCCACAACAAAAUAUUUCGCAGUACUUCUUAUUGGAAUGUUUUCCCCAGAGGAAAUUACUGGGGCCUGGAGUUAUUCACCAAAACUCUGCUGGUUGAAAAUGUCUACAGUUUCUAACGAAGUAUAUUUUGUAUUUGUUCUUUGUUACAGCUACCGGUCACGUGACGAGGUGCAGUCUGUGCGUAAGACACGUGACCCAAUCUCUGGAUUACGUGAAAAACUGCUGGAUUCAGGGCUCGCGGACGUUGAUGACAUAAAGGUAAAAAGAUUGUGUCAUCUAGUGUACAGCACACCGCUCUCUCUGACAAAGAGCAGUCCUUGAAACUUAGGGUUUUAAGACGGAAUCCAUCACGAAAUUGAGUAAUUUUAAUUUUCAGUGGACAAAAAACCUUGUACCAGAAUAAUUUAAACAACAUCACAUUCUUUUUUACAUUUUUCAAGGGCUAUAACAUGUAAUUAGUUAUCUGUUGUAACACCAAAGACUAUUUAUCAUGGGAACCCGAGAAAAUAAAUGUCAAAUCUUGGCCUUGAUUUCCUCGGUCCAUAUGGACAAAGUACUUGUAUGGCCACGUUUUAGAAAGGUCUACGUCCUCAAGGCGAGUUUCAGUAAAAACUUUCUGCAAAUUACUGGCAUAAAUUUCCUUUCAACUAUAAGCUAGCCAGUAUAAGCCAAGCCGAUUUUGAAACGCAAACUUCCCUUCGUUUAUUAGCCCCUCCAAAAAUAAGCCCCUCAAAAAGGGCCUUUGAAAAAUAUAAGCCCCGGGGCUUAUUUUCGGAAUUUUACGGUAUUUAUUUUGUGUGUUUGCAAAAGUUCAUAUAAGUUUCAUAUUAAACAGUCAACAAUCGCGUCAUUAAUAUUGUUAGACGUAAUUUCAAAGCGUACAUUUUUUAUGAAAUUAUGCACUGAUAUUAACAAAAGAAUGUGAAGCACUCAAAGUUUAACAUUUUAUUUUGCUUCAUUGAAAAUAUUAUUUUUACGUUUCUUUUUCAGAGCAUUGAGAACGAAGCUAAGCAAGAGGUAGAGGCAGCUGUGAAGGCUGCCCAAGGUGAUCCCGACCCGACCCUGGACGAUCUCUUCUUGGAUGUGUAUGCUGAUGAUAAUAUGGAUGGGCAUAAGAUACGGGGAUGUGAUAACUGGUCUAGAAAUGUUACCAAUUAAAUACGAGAUUUACUGCCUAUCAUAGGCAAGCUUGCGAGUUUUGAACGUUUGGUAGCUGAUUUAAACCUUGACUAAACUACAAGAGCAUUCAAGAGAGGACGGUUUUGAUUUUUUUUUUCUAUCAAAUUUAAUAGAAAUUUAAUUGGAAUUGAACUUCUGGGGAACCUGCGAGAGUUACUUAGAGUGAGUGAGACAGUUAGGCCAACCAACAGCGAGAUUUGUCUGAAGACGGGAAUUAGCUGGGAAGCUGCAAUCCAACAAUUCGUUGCUAUUUUAAGGCUGGUUGCCUUACGAUCAAUAUGAUACAUGUUUUAGCGUCGGAUCGUAGUGGCCGUCUCGCUCGUAUGUAAGUUAGGCUCUAUAAUUUUUGAGAUAAAUUUUGACUGUGUGGACAAAGAAAACAUCUGAGUAGCAAACAAGUUGCUUAGGGAGUAUCUAAGCAUAACAUUUUAUAAAAAUGUCUGACACUGUUAGUUGUUUACUUCUUAGUUAGUGCUUUCGCGUGCGUCUGUAAGCUUAAACACUGAUUUAUCAGGCGAAACGCUGUUUAAUUAUAGUGCCAUUUAGAUUUCCUCAAAUUUGAAACCGGAAAAAUAAAGUUCCCGCAAGGGCACACUAGGCUGCGAGCUGUUGUUUAAGUGAAGGUGAAAUGUGUUUGCAAAACAUAAAACACGUAUUGACGCAGAAAUUAUUUUUAUAACCGAUUUGAUUAUUGUUUGUAGUGAUUUUGUGACAAUCUCGGUGAUAAAUUAAAACGAAUAUUCAAGUGAAUUAUGAUCGCAGCCUGUGUUAAAUGCAGUUAUAAAACGUACCCUAAGCGGAGAGUCUGCUAUGCGACGGCAAUUUUUCUUUGAGUUGUAUGUAACUGUUUGCAGAUUCUUCGCUUUCCCUACCAAAUUUAGGUUAUUUUGUAAAUUUUGAGAACUGGCUUUUAUGUAGCAAUGUCUCUAUACAUAUUAUUUCUGGAAGUUCAGCAUAACACUCUUGUUGCUAGAACUAGUAACUUGCAACGGUUCCGGAACAAGACUCGCGCUGUGCUAUUUAUAGACACAUAUAUAUAUGGUUUGGUUAAGAUAUAGGGGACAUAUGAGAAUAAGAAUUUUAGAAGAUCUCGACUCAUUGCGUCGCCGCUGUAAACUGUUUAGUGUAAUUUAGGAAAUAAUGGAAAUAAAACAGACCAGUCUAUUUCACGUAAAAA
Porites lobata is the source of this 13678-nucleotide messenger RNA. NCBI's taxonomy places the organism in Eukaryota, Metazoa, Cnidaria, Anthozoa, Scleractinia, Poritidae. The record is from the annotation of a GenBank genome assembly.